Molecule: messenger RNA, 303 nt
Organism: Opisthorchis viverrini
Lineage: Eukaryota; Metazoa; Platyhelminthes; Trematoda; Opisthorchiida; Opisthorchiidae
Exons: 3
Coding region: 1-303 (100 amino acids)
Source: RefSeq, a predicted model, not a curated record
AUGUCGAAACAACUCGGAGCUGCUCGGUAUGCAUCACGAUAUGCAUUCUCCCAUUCAGUCCUUUUGAGGCAAGCCUCGUCGGGUUUGCUGGUUUCGUUUAUUAUCCGCUUGGACGGCAGACCACCAGCUCAGGACAAAGUUUAUCUGAUCAGGUAUAUACCAUUCGGUGAUUCGGAAUCCGACUUGCUCGAAGCUCAUCCGGAGGCUUUGGAGAGCAAUUUGAACCGGAGAAAUGAUGGUGUCUUGGAUAGGUCUGCAGUUGUAGAGUUGUCAUUUGCUGUUCCUGACCAGUCGGCUCUCUAG